This is a messenger RNA of Eremothecium sinecaudum, 1302 nucleotides long. It is a transcript of the gene CDS1, whose product is annotated as phosphatidate cytidylyltransferase. Gene Ontology annotation, cellular component: endoplasmic reticulum membrane. The coding region runs from base 1 to 1302 and encodes 433 amino acids. The transcript has a single exon. Gene Ontology annotation, molecular function: phosphatidate cytidylyltransferase activity. Lineage: Eukaryota; Fungi; Ascomycota; Saccharomycetes; Saccharomycetales; Saccharomycetaceae. The record is from RefSeq and is a predicted model, not a curated record.
AUGAAAGAGAAACAUAUAGAAAAGCAUCCGAGUAAGAAUAGCGAUGGUGAUGCCAAAGUUGCUGGCAAAGGUGAAAAAUACGACGCUACAAAUGGCAAGCAGGUAAAUGGCCCUACAAAACAGUCAAGUAGCUAUGAUUUUAUUCAGCGUACUAUUUGGACGCUUAUAAUGAUUUGUGGGUUUUUUAUUAUUCUAGCCUCGGGACACUUUUGGUCUGUUUUAUUAAUUCUGGGUUGCCAAAUAGCUACAUUCAGAGAGUGUAUCGCUGUGACAGGGCAAUCGGGUAAGGAAAAGAAUUUGCCCUUGGUUCAGACUUUGAAUUGGUAUUUGUUAUUUACAACCAUUUACUAUUUGGACGGCAGGUCGUUUUUUAAAUUUUACAAGGACUAUUUCAUAAACUAUCGAAUUUUAAGUUUUAUUGCCGCCAACCAUAAGUUUAUCUGCUAUUGCUUGUUCCUGCUGGGGUUUAUUAUAUUUGUCUGCAGCUUGAGGAAAGGUUUUUUAAAGUUCCAGUUUGCAUCUCUAUGUAUUACUCAUAUGGUGUUGCUGCUUGUUGUGUUCCAGGCACACUUGAUUAUUAACAAUGUUUUACACGGAUUAAUAUGGUUUUUACUUCCUUGCGGGCUGGUCAUUGUCAAUGAUAUUUUUGCAUACUUAUGUGGAAUCACCUUUGGCCGUACCAAGUUGAUUGCUAUCUCCCCCAAGAAAACUUUGGAGGGUUUCCUCGGAGCGUGGUUCUUCACCGCUGUUACAUCUAUUCUUUUGACUAGGCUAUUGACACCAUAUUCUUAUAUGACUUGUCCCGUCGAAGAUAUUCAUACAAACAUCUUGACUCCUCUAUCAUGUGAAGUUAACCCAGUAUUUAUUCCACAGGUAUACAGGUUACCACCAUUUGUGUUCGAGCGCUUUGGUAUUUCAUCGGUAACAAUUAUGCCUAUCUAUUUGCAUGCCCUUAACUUAGCCACCUUUGCAUCACUGUUUGCUCCCUUUGGUGGAUUCUUUGCAUCCGGCUUGAAGAGGACCUUCAAGGUUAAAGAUUUCGGCCACUCAAUUCCAGGCCAUGGAGGCAUAACUGACAGAGUCGACUGUCAAUUUAUGAUGGGCUCUUUUAUGAACCUUUACUACGAAACCUUCAUCAGUGAAAAAAGGACAACUGUAGAGACUGUUUUAGCGACUAUUUUGAUGAACUUCGAUGAGCGCCAAAUUCUACAGCUGAUUCAAGCCUUGAACAAUAUUUUGCUCAAUACUGGCAGAAUUUCUGUAGGUGUCCAUGAAAAACUAAACAGCUUCUACGAUAUCUGA